Molecule: messenger RNA, 1045 nt
Organism: Drosophila simulans
Lineage: Eukaryota; Metazoa; Arthropoda; Insecta; Diptera; Drosophilidae
Product: glycine-rich protein DOT1
Exons: 2
Coding region: 119-805 (228 amino acids)
Source: RefSeq, a predicted model, not a curated record
AUGCAGCAAUCGGAUGCAGUUGCAGUUAUGAGUUGUCUGCCGCUUUCGCCUGCUGUAUUUUCCCUCCGUCCAUCGGGAUUUGAAAACUAAUGUCCAUUGUUGAAUCCUCCCCCUGACGAUGAUGCGGCAUCAUUUGGCCCAUAUUGCGACAUUAACACAGAAAAAAAAAAUGGCCUUUGUGUGUCUUCUGCUCAUUGGAGCGGCCAGUGUGAUGGCUAACCCUAAGCCCGGCGGAGGAAGUGGCUGGUCCUCUGGAGGAGGUGGAGGCAGUUGGUCAUCGGGAGGUGGUGGCGGUGGUGGCCAUGGCGGCGGAGGAGACGUACAAAUUAUUAAAGUUAUCACCGAGAGUGGGUCUUCUGGAGGCGGCGGGGGAGGAGGUGGAUGGUCCUCUGGUGGCGGCGGAGGAGGAGGUGGAUGGUCUUCUGGAGGCGGCGGAGGAGGUGGGUGGUCUUCUGGUGGCGGCGGAGGAGGAGGUGGAUGGUCUUCUGGAGGCGGCGGAAGCGGCAGCGAUGUUAAACUCAUCAAAAUCAUUAGUCUCGGAGGUGGUGGAGGAGGACAUGGUGGUGGAGGAGGACAUGGUGGUGGAGGAGGACACGGUGGUGGUGGAGGAGGCUGGUCUUCAGGAGGAGGAGGUGGCGGUUGGUCAUCAGGUGGAGGUGGUGGCCACGGAAGUAGCGGAGGUGGCGGCACCAAGGUCAUCAAAAUCAUCAAACUGAGCUCUGGAGGCCAUGGAGGUGCCGGCAGCGGUGGCGGCCACGGAGGCGGCGGUGGUGGCGGUUGGCAGCCCGCUGGAGGUUGGGCAUAAUCCUAGUCCAAUCCUAGAAAGCCAUCAAAUUAAUCUUCAACCACUUUUGUAAAUACUGUAUAUAUGUAUCCAAGAUAAUUUUUUUUAGUAUUGUUACAUAAAUUAUAUAGCAAAUGGCACUUGCUUGUAACAACCAAUUUGUUAAAUUCCUGUUCGUCUGGUAAUUUAAAACGAACUAUGAUUAAAUUUGUAUGGCACAAAAUCGCCUAAAUAUAGUCUUGAAUAAGUCUUGGGAUUGUA